Neolamprologus brichardi is the source of this 1155-nucleotide messenger RNA. Lineage: Eukaryota; Metazoa; Chordata; Actinopteri; Cichliformes; Cichlidae. The record is from RefSeq and is a predicted model, not a curated record.
AUGAACUUUACUGCUGAGGGCUGUUUUUGUCCUGAUGGAAUGAAACUUUUCAGCAGACAGUCCAACAUAUGUGUGAAAACAUGUGGAUGUCUUGAUCCUGAGGGUAAUUCUCGUGAGUUCAAUGAAAGAUUUGAGCUCAAAUGCCAGAAGUGCACCUGAGAAGAAUCCACAAAGACUGUGACUUGCAAACCUAAGGAGUGCCCAAAACCAAACAUAACAGAAUGCGCUGAUGAUGGAUUUGUCCUCAUCAACCAAACUGAUCCAUCAGAUCCCUGCUGUUCUACCCCUGUUUGCCAGUGUAAACCUGGCGGUUGCCCAGACAUAGAUGUGACCUGUUCAAUUGGAAAAAAGCCAGUUGUCAGUAUUCCUAAGGGAAAAUGCUGUCCAGAACUUAGAUGCGAACCUAAAAAGGUUUGUGUUCGCAAUGAGACUGAAUACCAGCCUGGUUCUUCAGUUCCUGGGUCUGUAUGUAAGGAGUGUACCUGUGAGGCUGAACAAAAUUCUACUGUAAUAAGCUGUAAGGAUCAGGAAUGUAACGAAACUUGUGACACGGGAUAUAAAUAUGUAAAAACUGAUUCAGAUGAGUGCUGCGGGAAGUGUGUGCAGACACACUGUGUUGUCAAUAUUAACGGAGCCAAGCAACUCUUGUCUCAAGGAGAAACCUGGUCACCAACUGAGAAUAGGUGUAAUAAUUAUACCUGUGUUAAGAAUGGUGAGAUUUUAACAACAAGCACUUCACACACAGUCUGCCCAGUAUUCAAUGAGAGCAGCUGUCAACCUGGGACAAUUCAAACUGCAGCAAACGGCUGUUGUAAAAUUUGUGCGGAGAAGGAGAAGGCAUGCAAGUUCAUGUCCAUGAAAACCAAUAUUACACACAACAACUGUACGUCUGCCCAGGAGGUAGAUAUGCCAUAUUGUGAAGGAUCCUGCAACACUUAUACCAUGUACUCUAAAGAAGCAGCAGUUAUGCAGCAUUCUUGCUCCUGCUGUAAGGAGACAUGCUUCAGCAAUCGCACUCUAGACCUGGUCUGCCCAAAUGGAGACACGGUCCCCUACACAUACAUGUAUGUGGAGGAGUGUGGUUGUACCAACACAGAAUGCACCGCAGCUGCUGGACAACAUAUUCGCAGGAAGCGAAGCUUUACACUGCUGUGA